GCACAACUUUUGAUAACGUACUGAAUCACAGUCGAAAAAGAACAGUAAUAAGGCGGAACAGUUGCACAUCGAACAACACUUUGGACGUUUUCUGUCAGAACUUUGUUACUUUAGUGUUAACCAAAGUAUAAGUAACGAUGAGCUCUACUAAGUGCCUGAAAGUAUACCUUGUGAACAAUCACGCAAUCGAGCCAUCCAAUGUGAUAGAAGUGCGUAGGGUCGAUAUUUAUGAAACGGAUUUCAAUAAUUUCUGUAAGAGACUGCCGAUCAUAUUCCAAAAUUUGAAUGACGAAAAAUUUAUCGUCACCUGGAAAGAUAAAGACAAUGAUAUUAUUACUGUAGAUACCAAUUAUGAAUUUGGAAUUGCUUUAAAUGAGAUGCCUAUUGGCAAGACAAACCUCUAUAUAUUCUACAUUUUGCUGCAACCAAAGCAAGACACGAUAGACAUGUUGAAGAUAAAAGAAAUACUACAUUCCGAUGUGACAUGUAACAUGUGUAAGAAAUGUGUACAUGGUUUUCGCUUUAAAUGCAUACAAUGUGUAAAUUAUGACUUAUGCACUGAUUGUAUGCUGCUCGCUAAUCAUCAUGAGCAUUAUAUGAUCCGUAUAACGCAACCGUUCAAGUUACCAAACAAUUGUCUUACGCAUUAUAUGCACAAUUUCAUGAAGAAAGCAGUGCAAAAUUGCAAAGAAAACGAAUGUAGUAGAUGCUUAUACAAAAGCCAGCAAACUGACAAUCCGGGAUUGACCUCAGAUGAUGAAAUUGAUGAGCAGAAGCAAACUGAGGAGCAGCAUAGGGAAUCGUUUGCUAAAGCUGAGACGGAGAAUUUUCAGGAGGAAGCAGCUAAAUAAUCUUUCUUGGAAUUGUUGAAGAUUGUUGAGGACAAUACCUCUAUUAUUUUUUAAUUUCUGCAGAGGUUUAGCAUCAAUGCUACUUUUUACAUUUAUUACGAUUUUGUCUUUAGAAAUUUAAA
Messenger RNA from Monomorium pharaonis (pharaoh ant), 973 nucleotides. RefSeq names its product sequestosome-1-like. The transcript is spliced from 3 exons. The record is from RefSeq and is a predicted model, not a curated record. Gene Ontology annotation, molecular function: zinc ion binding; K63-linked polyubiquitin modification-dependent protein binding; protein kinase C binding. Gene Ontology annotation, biological process: mitophagy; endosome organization; aggrephagy. The coding region runs from base 138 to 851 and encodes 237 amino acids. Gene Ontology annotation, cellular component: aggresome; amphisome. NCBI's taxonomy places the organism in Eukaryota, Metazoa, Arthropoda, Insecta, Hymenoptera, Formicidae.